AUGUCCGUCCGACCAAGACGAGCAAUGUCACUCCCGGAUAGAGUGGUCUCCCCCGUCGUAAGUAGUCCAAAGAAUAUAACACCAAAGGAGGCCCUAUUAGAGAAAAGCGAAGCUCCCCAAAUAGCAGUACCGGAACCCAUCAAAAAGACAGACAAAGACGUUCCUAAGAUAACAGCAGUACCGGGACCUAUCAAGAAACCAGAUGAAGAGCUCUGUGAGAUAACAAAAACAAGUGUGGUUUGUGCACGUCCAAUAAUGCCGACAGGGCCUGUACCAUUAAAAGCUCCGUUCUACACUCCAUUCCAUCCUGGUAGUGUCACGUAUAGUUUUGGUCGCUCACCAAUCAAGUUCCGCUUCACCCCGGGGAAAUCUUCCAAUCUGUCCUUUGAGGAGUUUAAGAAAACACACCUCGGUCCACAAAGACCGGUAAGACGAAUCGAAUGUGUUGAUCUAGAUUCUGACCAGGAAGGAGAGGUGAUAACUAAAUCACCGAAGAGUAAACGGCAAAGGACCGGACUCUCGCAUAGUAUGUCAAUCUCUAACGAGACUAAGGGAGAAGGAUUUGGCGGGGUAGAUAAGGUGAUCUCCUCUACCACAACUUUAGAGAUCCGGCCCUCCACUACUGGUCAUAUCAACCCACAACCAGAAACUCACUCGGUCAAUAUGAUCGUAAAAUUGGCUGCAACCCCUUUGACCAAUGAGUCAACGUCAAUUUCAUCCCCUGAGAUGUACAAGAAAAUUCGGAACUGGCUUAUCCUGUACGUGAGCGAUCACACAGGCGCUUUUUCAGAGUACUAUUGGGUCGUUUGUAACCAAACCCUGAAGGAGGAAUUAGGUAUACCAGUUCAUAAAGACUUUCUGUAUAUCAUGUGGGACCAGAUCUGUAAGGCAUUGGCUGUCACCGAGGCAAGAAAAAUCAGAGAGGGCCUAAGCACUAGCACCGCAAAGGUAAUAUCCCCAUAUCGUGCUACCCUAUCACCGAAACGUGGGUCUCAUCUUAUCAAGCAGAUUGAGAGUUCUUCCAUUAUCCAGCACUCGGAAGUUAAUGCUCAGCAAUUGAAACGAAAGGCCAGCCGGGAACUUGACCUAAGUGAUGAGAGCAGAAAGCUUAAGUCUACUAAGCUCUCUCCUAAUCAUGAAGAGUCAGUCAACGUUAAAUCGGAGAAGACUAUUCGAGAGAAACUAUUUUUAAAUCUACUUUCCUCGUCUGGCGUAUCCCCUGCAUCUCGACCUCCGAUUCAGGACCGUGCACCGUGUCCGCCACCGAAAGCAAUACAUAACAAGCUAUUGACCUUCUUCUCUCAGUUCGACUACCCAUCUUCGAUCGUCACCACUGGGACUGAGCUUACUAUAGACCAGGCCUACUGGCUUGUUUCUUACGAGUUGAGAAACGCGCCACUCCAGACAGAACGGAAGCCGAAUGGGUACUGGAAUACUGUAACAAACUUAUUCAACAGUCGUUUUGGUGUAAACAGAGAGAAAAAGUCUAUCACAGAGACGACAGCGCGUCUCAUGAGACAUUUUGGAGAGGAGUCCAGGUAG
Molecule: messenger RNA, 1542 nt
Organism: Morchella importuna
Lineage: Eukaryota; Fungi; Ascomycota; Pezizomycetes; Pezizales; Morchellaceae
Exons: 1
Coding region: 1-1542 (513 amino acids)
Source: RefSeq, a predicted model, not a curated record